AAUAUAAGGUAAAAAAAAAAGAAUUUGUCAGGGCAUCGAAAGAUGAUUGGCUGUCUUGGCCUUGCAAUGUCGGUGCUGUGAUCCAAUCUUAGCAUCAAUUAUUUUGGUUUUUCUUGGACGUUUAUGUCUCAAGCAGACCCACCCAAGUUCACAGUAAGGGCUUGUAAUCAGCUAUAGAAGAAGUAGCGGUAGAGCCUUGAUAUCAUUUCAAAGUUGGAGCAAAUCAACUGGGGAAGAAGAUGAAGUUGAGCUGGAAGCUAUGGCUUCCUCAGAAGCACAAGCACUUGCUUCUUAAGUUCGCGGUGGCCGUACUCUUAAUGGGUCUUGCUUUUCGGCUUCUUCUCGUUCGCUCCACCGACAUUUCUCCCGAACUCGAAAUCCCUUUACCUGAAACCCCUCGUCUUCCUCAAAAAAUUGAGGCUUUAGAACCACCGCCUUCUCUUGAAGUUGAAGCUCAAGAGAAUGAGGAAGAGAUUUCUGAAACAGACCUUUUCCAAAUAGAUGGAGAUAAGUGUAAUCUUUUCAAUGGGGACUGGGUUCCAAACCCAUCGGGUCCUCUUUACACAAAUAAGACCUGCUCUUUUAUCGAAUCCCAUCAGAAUUGCAUUAGAAAUGGCAGACCUGAUUCAGACUAUUUAUAUUGGAGGUGGAAACCUCGACAAUGUGACUUACCAAAGUUUGAUGCCGAAAGAUUCCUUGAGCUGAUGAGGAACAAAGCAUGGGCAUUGAUAGGUGAUUCAAUAUCUCGUAACCAUGUGCAGUCAUUGCUCUGCAUGCUAUCAACGGUGGAAAAACCCGUUGAAGUCUUCCAUGACAAGGAAUAUAAGUCCAGACGAUGGAACUUCCCCACAUACAAUUUGACUAUCUCAGUUAUUUGGUCCCCUUUCCUUGUAAAAGCUACCAUAUAUGAAGACUACAAUGGUGUUUCAACGUCUGAAGUUAAGCUGCAUCUUGACAAACUUGAUAAGAAAUGGACAACUCUUUACGAGAACUUAGACUACAUGAUCAUUUCUACCGGGAAAUGGUUUCUCAAAUCUUCAAUCUACUACGAGAACAACGAAGUUGUGGGAUGCCAUUACUGUCCUAAAAGAAAAUUCGAGGAGUUGGGGUUUGGUUUUGCUUAUCGGAAAGCACUGAGAGAAGCGAUGAACUUUGUAGCAAAAUCUAAUCACAAAGGCAUGAUCCUUUUCAGAACUUCUACACCAGAUCAUUUUGAGAACGGGGAGUGGUCUAGCGGUGGGACUUGCAAGAGAAAAUUCCCAGCUAAAGAAGGUGAUUUUCGACUGAAGGACAUACACAGGAUUCUGCGUAAAAUUGAGCUAGAAGAAUUUAGGGAUGCGACAGCAAAUGCUUCCACCGAUGGGGUCAAGAUGAAACUCCUCGAUGUUAAUCCGCUUUCACUGUUGAGGCCAGACGGGCAUCCGGGUCCUUACAGAGAAUAUCAUCCCUUCGAACGCCAUAAAGAUGGAAACGUCCAAAAUGAUUGUCUGCAUUGGUGCUUACCGGGGCCGAUUGAUUCAUGGAAUGAUUUGAUAAUGGAAAUGGUGGUGAAUAGCUAAGAAAUUAGCCAGUUUGUUGCCUCAAAAAACUUUUUCCUUGUAGAGUUGAAAAGUGCAUGUGAUAUGGUAUUCUUGUAAAGGGUUGCUCUUGCCAAGUUUUGACAUUCGAAACAUCAAGCUUUUAUGGCCAGAAGUGCAACUGUACUAGGUAUCAAAAUUGGCCUGUCUUUGACUUCAUCAUGUUAUGGUAUAAAGAAUAGAAGAAUAUUCGAAUGAAGGUCGAAACAGUAACAUUAUGAUAAAGUGAAACCUCAACCAUAUUUAUUUGUUGUAGAUUUUUAUUUUGAUUCUGAUAUUUGCUAAAGCCCACCUGCUCUUUCUUAGAUA
Humulus lupulus (European hop) is the source of this 1886-nucleotide messenger RNA. RefSeq names its product protein trichome birefringence-like 24. Gene Ontology annotation, molecular function: O-acetyltransferase activity. NCBI's taxonomy places the organism in Eukaryota, Viridiplantae, Streptophyta, Magnoliopsida, Rosales, Cannabaceae. The coding region runs from base 240 to 1559 and encodes 439 amino acids. The record is from RefSeq and is a predicted model, not a curated record. The transcript is spliced from 4 exons. Gene Ontology annotation, cellular component: Golgi apparatus.